Messenger RNA from Sphenostylis stenocarpa, 3285 nucleotides. NCBI's taxonomy places the organism in Eukaryota, Viridiplantae, Streptophyta, Magnoliopsida, Fabales, Fabaceae. The record is from the annotation of a GenBank genome assembly.
AUGUCUAAUGUAGCUAAAUUGACACACUCUGGUGGUGAGAUAAUGAAUUAUGUGACUGUGGAUGCUUAUAGAGUUGGAGAACUUCCAUUUUGGUUUCACCAAACAUGGACAAUAAGCAUUCAACUAUGCAUAGUGUUAGCAAUAAUUUUCCAUACAAUUGGGCUAGCAACAGUGGCCUCAUUGGUGGUGAUAGUUCUUAUGUUGUUUUGCAAUACUCCACUAGCAAAAUUACAGCACAAGUUGCAGACUAAACUCAUGGUUGCUCAAGAUGAGAGACUGAAGGCAAGUUCUGAGGCUCUCGUGAAUAUGAAAGUGCUAAAACUAUAUGCAUGGGAAACUCAUUUUAAAAUUGUUAUAGAGAAGUUACGUAAUGUAGAACUCAAAUUGUUAUCGUCAGUGCAAUUAAGAAAGGCAUACGAUAUAUUUCUGUUUUGGACUGCACCUAUUUUGCUCACUGCUGCUUCUUUUUGGGCAUGUUACUUCCUGAAAAUUCCAUUGCAUGCAAAUAAUGUUUUCACAUUUUUGGCUACUUUACGCCUUGUGCAAGAGCCAAUAACAGCCAUUCCUGAUAUUGUUGGGGCAGUCAUUCAAGCAAAUGUUGCUUUUACCCGGAUUGUUAAAUUCCUCCAAGCUCCUGAACUUCAAAGUGAAAAUUUAUGGAAAAGGGAUUUUGACGAUAACAUUAGAGACUCAAUUUUAAUCAAAUCGGCUGACUUUUCAUGGGAAGGUAAUGAAUCAAGCCUAACCUUGAGGAACAUAACCUUGGAGGUUAAACCCGGGCAGAAAGUGGCAAUAUGCGGAGAAGUCGGCUCAGGAAAAUCAACCCUUUUAGCAACACUUCUCGGAGAAGUUCCCAAGACAAAUGGAACAGUUGAAAUUUAUGGAAAGAUUGCGUAUGUUUCACAAACAGCAUGGAUAGAGUCGGGUACAAUACAAGAAAAUAUUUUGUUUGGAUCUGAUUUGGACAUGCAUAGAUAUCAGGAAACACUUCAGAGAUCUUCACUAGUUAAGGACAUUGAGUUGUUUCCCCAUGGUGACAUCACCGAAAUAGGUGAAAGAGGGAUUAACUUGAGUGGAGGUCAAAAGCAGAGAAUUCAACUUGCGCGUGCUCUUUAUCAGAAUGCUGAUGUAUAUCUGUUGGAUGAUCCAUUCAGUGCUGUUGAUGCAAAUACGGCUACAAGUUUGUUUAAUGAAUACAUCAUGGAAGGACUGAAGGGAAAGACUGUGUUACUCGUGACACAUCAAGUUGACUUUCUCCCCGCAUUUGAUUCUGUUUUGUUGAUGUCAAAUGGGAAAAUCCUAAAAGAUGCUCCUUAUCACCAACUUUUGAGGUCAAGCCAUGAAUUCCAGGACCUAGUCAAUGCUCACAAGGAGACUUCUAAUUCUAAUCAGUUUGUGAAUGUUACUUCUUCCCAGAGGCAGUUAACAACUGCUAGAGAAAUUACUCAAACUUUUAUGGAGAAACAGGUGAAAGAAACAAUCGAAAAUCAAUUAAUUAAGCAAGAAGAGAGAGAGAAAGGUGACACAGGAUUGAAGCCUUACCUACAGUAUCUGAAUGGGAUGAAAGGCUAUAUAUACUAUUUUGUGGUUUCCCUCUGUUUCACUGCCUUUGUUAUUUGCCAGAUACUGCAAAACUCAUGGAUGGCUGCUAAUGUAGACAACCCCCAUGUUAGCACAUUACAAUUGAUUGUUGUUUACUGCUUGAUUGCAGCAAUUUCACCUAUUUUCUUGUUGAUCAGAUGUCUAGCUACAGUUUCUUUGGGUAUGAAAACAUCAAAAAGAUUAUUUGAACAGUUAAUGGACUCCCUUUUUCGUGCACCCAUGUCAUUUUAUGACUCUACACCGUUGGGAAGGAUACUUAGUAGGGUUUCAUCAGAUAUGAGCAUUUUGGAUCUUGACAUCCCCUUUAUCCUUGGGUUUGCUGUGGGAGGACCUAUAUAUUUGUGUUCAUAUAUUGUUGUCUUAGCAGUUAUCACUUGGCAAGUGUUGGUUGUCUCUAUUCCAAUGGUGUACAUUGCAAUUCGCUUACAGAGAUACUUUUUGGCCUCUGCUAAAGAAGUGAUGAGGAUGAAUGGCACAACAAAAUCCUCUCUAGCAAAUCAUGUUGCUGAAACUGUUGCUGGAGCUGUGACAAUAAGGGCAUUUGAGGACGAAGAUCGUUUCUUUGAGAAGAAUCUUGAUCUAAUUGAUGCCAAUGCCAGUGCUUUCUUCCAUAUUUUUGCUUCAAAUGAGUGGUUAGUCCUACAACUAGAAAUUGUCUCUGCAGUUGUGCUUUCCUUUGCAGCACUUUGCAUGGUUAUGCUUCCACCUGGGACUUUUUCCCCCGGAUUUAUUGGCAUGGCCCUCUCUUAUGGUUUAUUACUAAACGCUGCCUUAGUAUUUUCAAUUCAAAGUCAGUGCAAUAUAGCCAAUUAUAUAAUAUCUGUUGAAAGGAUAAACCAGUAUAUGCAUAUACAAAGUGAAGCUAAAGAAGUAAUAGAAGGAAAUCGCCCUCCUUUGAAUUGGCCAGAUGCAGGCAUAAUGGAAAUACAUGAUCUAAAGGUAAGAUAUAGGCUUGAUGGGCCACUUAUACUUAAUGGCAUCACUUGCACUUUUGAAGGAGGGCACAAGAUUGGUAUUGUUGGCAGGACAGGUAGUGGAAAGUCAACACUGAUCAGUGCUAUAUUUCGUCUUGUCGAGCCAUCAGGUGGAAAAAUUGUAGUUGAUGACAUAGACAUCUCUUCUAUUGGCCUUGAUGACUUGAGGUCACGUUUGUCUAUUAUACCUCAGGAUCCUACCCUUUUCAAUGGCACUGUUAGAUACAAUUUGGACCCUUUAUCUCAACAUUCUGAUCAAGACAUAUGGGAGGUUCUUGCCAAGUGUCAAUUGAGAGAAGUGGUUCAAGAGAAGCAAGAGGGCUUAAAUUCCUCAGUUGUUGGAGAGGGAUCAAAUUGGAGCAUGGGACAAAGGCAACUAUUCUGUUUGGGGCGUGCUCUUUUGAGGAGAAGCAAAAUAUUGGUGUUGGAUGAAGCAACUGCAUCAAUUGAUAAUGCAACUGAUAUGAUUCUGCAGAAAACCAUUAGAACCGAGUUUGCAGAUUGUACGGUGAUCACAGUAGCUCACAGAAUACCAACUGUGAUGGAUUGUACAAUGGUUCUUUCAAUUAGUGAAGGAAAUUUGGUGGAAUAUGAUGAACCUAUGAGCUUGAUGAAGAAAGAAGGAUCACUAUUCAAGCAACUUGUUAAUGAAUACUUCUCUCAUUUUCAUUCUGCAGGUCACGUUGAUUCUAGCAAGUUAUAUUUUUAA